AUGUCGUUCCCCGUUGCCGUCCAGUCGGCCAUUUUCUACGUCGUGGCCUGCACGCCAUGCGCCAAGGCCCGGAGCAUCCAGAAGGCAAAGGUGACGUCUAGAAAGGAAAGGGAGGGCAAGGCCAAGCUGGAGACGGAGCAGCCGGGGCUGUACCGGCACCCGUCGCCCUUCGCCACGAACCCCUAUUGGCAGGAGGAGAUCAGCAUGGGGCCCAGCCUGCCCAAGAAGUCGGCCAGCAAGAACUCUAGCCAGCGCGGGCUCUCGAGCUCGGGCAGGGACAGCGACGCCCCCAGCCUUUCCGAGUGCACCCGCGUCGGCGACAGUGGGACGACCGCCGGUGACAGCGCCACGGUGAUAGCCGAUGCCGACGGUCUGUCGGAGGAUUGGAACCGGCGCAAGGGCUACCAGCGUGAAGACGAGGAGCUGUGGGGCCAGUGGUCCGGCCACAAGCUCAAGGACGCCUUCUCCAAGGCUAGGGACUCGGCUGGCCGUCUGAUCGAGAACAAGCUCGGCCUGGAGAAGGACGUGUCCGACCACGACCGCCGAGACUUCUACUUCUCUCCCAAGAACCCCCCGAUCAACGACUACCACCCCCCCGUCGUCAGCAGCAAGGCCCCGCGAAAGGACGCCCACCGCUGGAUGCUCCAGCCCCCGCCGCCCGCCAAGAUCAUGGAGGGCAAGCUGCCCGUCAGCCGAGCCGUCAGCGCCGCCAGCCGAGCCAGCUCGUCCCGGACCGCCGCCACGGCGAGAACCAACGGCACCAGCAACGGCGCCAACGGGCUCAGCUUCAAGAAGGAGAGCGACAUGACGGAGCAGGAACUCAUCGAGUUCCUCUUCACCACCCGGAGCAACCGGUCUACCAGCUUCACCCGCGCCCGCAGCAUGUCCCUCGACGGCGUGGACGAGUCGGCAGAGUUCAGCUACGAGUACGACCACGGCGAGCGGAGAAAGGUGCGCACUGCGUCCCAGAAAAGACGUCGACAACAAGAGCAGCGCGCCGCCACUACGUCGGGAGACUCGGACUCUUCCGACAUGGAUGGGUACGAAGCCGAAGAGGAGGAUGGAAGCCUACGGCCGUUCUCGCCCUCUGCAAGCUCCAGUAAGGGUCUGAGGCCUGGUCCCGGUGCGGCUGCACGCCCGAAGCUAGAGACUAUUGCCAGUAGCGGGCGAGGUAUCAGGGCCUAG
Molecule: messenger RNA, 1185 nt
Organism: Geosmithia morbida
Lineage: Eukaryota; Fungi; Ascomycota; Sordariomycetes; Hypocreales; Bionectriaceae
Exons: 1
Coding region: 1-1185 (394 amino acids)
Source: RefSeq, a predicted model, not a curated record